AUGCCCGAAACACUGGAAUCACUCAAAACCAAGCACCCCCCUGCGCCACCUGGACACAUCGACUGGACACCCCCAGACCAAGCCAACGUGGCGACCAUCACCAAGGCAGCCUUCGCAAAAAUCCUGUGUCGCUGUGAAAACGGAGUGGGGGGUGGGCCGUCAGGGAUGACGUUCGAACACCUCAGGGAUGCGACCAUCGCCAACGCAGCUGUUACCACUCACCUCCACGCCCUCGUUAACACCAUCCUCCAAGGCCCACUCCCAGAGGAGGUGUGCAGCCUGCUUACAGCCUCUCGCCUAAUCGCCCUCGCUAAGCCGGAGGGGGGUACUCGCCCCAUAGCAGUGGGGGAAUGCAUCUUACGCCUAGCGGCGAAAUCAGCACUAUCCGCGCUAGCAGAAGAAGCACGGGGCCACUUUCUCCCACUACAAUACUGUGUCGCCAUCCAGGGGGGUAGCGAGGCGUCGCAGCUACACGAGCAGCAGCAAGAGGAGCUGGUGGGACGGGAGGGAAUAGCAGCACCUCGGGAGGUGGCGGAGGAACAGGAGACGGCGGGGGGCGAGGUGGCUGCGGCCGCGGCGGCAGUGGAAAACGGCGCAACAGCGACCGAGCCAGAGGCGGCAGUGGCGGUUGAGGCUGCAGAUACUGCGGGGCCGGAGGUGGUUGCUGCUGAGGCGACUGGGGCGGCGGUUGCAGUUGAGCGUGGCGGGCCUGACGCUGCCUUUGUUGGCGGCUCAACUUCACCCUCUGCCAUCACCCAGGCGUUGCAACCAGAGGUGCUGGGCCCGGCAGUGGCUCUGGAACAGACAGAGGAGGCGGAACUGGCGGUGUCACCGGAGCCUGUAACGGCGACUGUGCUGGAAGCGGUGGUGAUAGCGGCGGCAGGGGAACAGGACGGAGACCAGGCCGAGGAGGAUGAGCCGACCACCGUUGUGAGCACCGAAACUUCUGCUGCUGCCGAGGGCGCAAGCACGCAGGGGCACGGCCAGGAGGGGAGUGAUAGACGGGGUCACGGACCCGGCGUAGCUGCCUGCGCCGCCCGCGGGAAGGCAGGGAAGAAGAAGCUUCGAGCCCAGCCAGCGCCGAGGCGGCCCGGAGCAGGGCUGGGACCUGGUCCCCCAGGACCCCUCCUGGGCUGGCUUCUGCAAGGGCAGUUGCCACGAACGCAAGGGCGUCAAUUGCCAUCUGCGGGGACGAGCGGUGGGGGCAUAGAAGCAAAGAACGGCAUUAGGCAAGCAACCACCGUCAACAACAACACGCCAGCAGCCGCAGCGGUAGACACAGCAGCGCAACAAACACCACGCCGUGAAACACGGAGCACAACACGCGCCCAGGGGAUUACCUGGGGACAACCGCGAGGUCACCAGACAGUCCCGGCUAACACGCCGUGGAUCCCGGCAGGCCGAGCACCACAGGCCGGGCGAGGUGGACGAAACGCUGAGAAUUCGGGUAGGGGAGGCGCAACGGCAUGCACGGGGAGAGGCGGAGCCCGCGGGGCAAGAGGCGGACGGAGAGGAGGUGGCGCAAUCAUUGGUGGCAGAGAGGCGCUGCUGCGGUCGGGAACGUGGCGGGAACGCCACGAUCGCCCUGAACAGGUGGCGGAUCCCACGACUCAGAAUGAAGCAGAUGCUGAAAGGGGUGAGGACGGGGAGGACUAUGAAGCUUCGGCCUCGAUGCCCUCGGAAGAAAUGUCGUUGGAAGAGGAAGGAGAGGGGACAACGAGAGGGGAGCGAAGGCGACAGGAGGAGAGGAGAAACCCUCGAGAGGAGAGGGUGAACGAGGAGGCCCCAAAUGAGGGACAGAGUGACCCAGGGGCCAGAUCACCAUCUGACUUGGCGGACGACUCUUCCAUCUGGGAGCUGGCAGCCACGUGGGACAAAUAUCCACUCCAAAAAGGGGAUCAACCCUUCGUGGUACGCAGAAUGCUGCCCAAGAUCCUGGAGAGCUACACGCUCUGCCUCCUGGCGCCACUCAUUCGACUCUGA
Messenger RNA from Closterium sp. Naga37s-1, 1983 nucleotides. Lineage: Eukaryota; Viridiplantae; Streptophyta; Zygnematophyceae; Desmidiales; Closteriaceae. The record is from the annotation of a GenBank genome assembly.